AUGAGCGCAUCAAGGGGGUACCCCUUAACCGUUUGCGAUGAACGUAAUAGAUUUAAUCUGAUCAUGCCGACCUUAGAUGCGGAUAUCAUCCUCUGGUGUAUUGGACAGUAUUAUACUCUGAAAGAUGCCACUGGGUGCAAGCACAUGUUUUGGCAACCAAAUAAUAAGUCAAACGUCCAAAUAUUGCUUAAUAGUCAAGAUUAUGGUCGCUUAUUUAAGUAUUUGCAAUCUGAAAAAAAGUGUACAAUUUACAUUGGAGAAGAAGCGAUCAGAAAUUACGGAUUAACUAUUUCUACAUACUUUGGAGACUUCUUGGACAAUGUGGUCCUUGAGAAGAAAGAAAACUCAUGUAAAAAGGACUCACAUGAAGGGCCCACGGGGCCAGAGAGAAUUACUUCAGAAUCUGCUCCCGAUGAGCAGAUAAGCUCUCAUCUCACGGCAAAUGUCUUAGUUCCACGAGAAACCUUGGACAGAUUCACAGAACAGCUAUUCAAAUUGGAAGAAUCUCUAAAUGACAUGGAACUCAAACAAAAGUCCACUGCGCUUGCAGACAAGAAGCUUGACCAAAAAAUAUGUGGCACAAUUGAUAUACCGGAAGAUAACCCCGAAUUGGUGAGUUUCUUCACGGAAUUGAAAACAGUCAAACAACUUGAGAACGUAUUUCAACGUUAUCGUGACUAUGAGAGCUUACUAGCAAAAUGCUGUGCGGAAACGGAAAGGGAAACUACCAAGGACCUCUUGAAAGAAGAAAUCGCGGUUUCUAAAAAUGCUGAGGUGUCAGAACGCUUAGAUGACCGUUCGCUGCAAGUUACAGUGAAUUUUAGAGACGGUUCGUUGUAUUUUCAUUUGUACAACAACACUAAUUCCGUACUGGCAGGCAACUGCAAACUAAAAUUCACUAAUGAUAACGAUAAGCCGACCACACGAAUUAUUGAAAUGGGUCCUCAUGAAAUAGGAAUUAAGGAACACAAGGAGUUGCGGUACUUUCCCUACACACCUGAACUGAUAACUUCUUCCACGAUCGCAAUAGAGAACGAGUAUGAGGAAGUGAUAUUUGUGGGUAAACAUGGUAGAUCUCCAAGGGUCAGCCUAAAACCACCUUCAAGAUUGUCUGUGGAGAGUUUGCAGGCAUCCCAAGAUCACUUUUACGACUUUCGAAUCGACUCACUCCCAGAACUAGAUGACUCCAGUAUCAUAAGCACGUCUAUAUCACUUUCUUGUGAGGAUGACGACUGCGGGAAGGCGAUGACCUGGGAAGAGCUAUAG
Saccharomyces kudriavzevii IFO 1802 is the source of this 1266-nucleotide messenger RNA. RefSeq names its product Atg19p (gene ATG19). The coding region runs from base 1 to 1266 and encodes 421 amino acids. The transcript has a single exon. The record is from RefSeq and is a predicted model, not a curated record. Lineage: Eukaryota; Fungi; Ascomycota; Saccharomycetes; Saccharomycetales; Saccharomycetaceae.